Molecule: messenger RNA, 4342 nt
Organism: Drosophila montana
Lineage: Eukaryota; Metazoa; Arthropoda; Insecta; Diptera; Drosophilidae
Gene: ATP8A
Product: ATPase phospholipid transporting 8A1
Exons: 11
Coding region: 16-3972 (1318 amino acids)
Biological process (GO): phospholipid translocation
Cellular component (GO): plasma membrane
Molecular function (GO): ATP hydrolysis activity; ATP binding; ATPase-coupled intramembrane lipid carrier activity
Source: RefSeq, a predicted model, not a curated record
UCUGACCCCCACAACAUGUCCGGCUGUUAUCAGCGCCAGAGUCUGGAGCUGCAGGCUCCACAGGACAGCAGAAACACGCGCACCAUUUCGGUGGAGCUGAACAGAAACAACACCACCUCCAGCUGCAAUCCCAGCCAGCGACGGCGGCAACAGCGGACAGCCCAGCAACGGCAGGAGUCCUGGUUUCGGCAUUCAAUGCCGCCGGCAAUUAAUCGGGACUUUGAAUCGUUGGAGCAUCUGCAAGCGCAGGAGACGACCAACGGCUUGGACGAGCAGCUGGCGGCCUCAUUGAGCAGCAAGCUGCCCGUUCUGAGCCAGACUAGCAUACACCUAAACAGUGCCAAUAGCAAUCUCGGCUUCAUCGACUCCGACACACCAAAUACGCCCAUCACGCCGCUUUCCAACUCGGUGGCGGGUACACUUUCCUCCUGUCAAGCGGCUGCAGCCGGAGCCGGAGCUGGCGGCGACAAUGGCUCCAGGAACAAGUCGCGUAAUCGCAAGGACUCCAGAGCCUCCAUAUUAUCCAACGCAGCACGCGGCCUGCGCAUGACCACAUCAUUCCUACGCAGAAAACGCAAGGAAUACGAAGAUGAUGACGAUGAAAUUCCGCACUUCAAUGGUUACGAGUCGAAUGACGCGGAAAAACGCGUCAUUUCGUUGAACGCGCCACAGCCCACAAAAUAUUGCAAUAACCGUAUAUCCACGGCUAAAUAUAAUGUCCUCACCUUUAUACCGUCGUUCCUCUUUGAGCAAUUCCGACGAUAUUCCAAUAUAUUUUUCUUACUUAUUGCAUUAUUACAACAAAUUCCGGAUGUGUCGCCAACGGGUCGCUACACCACAUUGGUGCCACUCCUCUUUAUACUCUCAGUAAGCGCCAUCAAGGAAAUCAUCGAGGAUUUGAAACGACAUCGCGCUGAUAAUGAAAUCAACCAUCGAUUGAUUGAGCGCUUAGAAAAUGACACUUGGACCACGGUGCGCUGGUCCGAGCUGACAGUUGGGGAUAUUAUAAAGGUGGUCAUCGAUACAUUCUUUCCUGCCGAUUUAAUAUUGUUGUCGUCAAGCGAGCCGCAGGCCAUGUGUUUCAUUGAAACGGCAAAUUUGGAUGGCGAGACGAACUUGAAGAUUCGACAGGGCUUGCCGUCGACAGCCAAAUUACUGGAAACGAAAGACUUGUUGCAAUUGGAGGGCAAACUUGAAUGUGAAUUGCCGAACCGGCUAUUGUACGAGUUUAAUGGCGUGCUGAAGGAGUAUGGUAAACCUGCCUGUUCACUUGGCAGCGAUCAGGUGCUACAGCGUGGCGCCAUGUUGCGGAAUACGGCCUGGAUAUUCGGCAUUGUCGUGUACUCGGGACACGAAACAAAGCUGAUGAAGAACUCGACCUCGGCGCCUCUUAAGCGGUCCACUGUCGACAAACUAACCAACACACAGAUUUUAAUGUUGUUCAUGAUACUGAUCUCUCUCUGCAUAACAAGCGGGCUGUGCAAUUUGUUUUGGACGCAAAAACAUUCCCAAACGGACUGGUAUUUGGCCAUUGGAGACUUUAAGAGCAUGAGCCUCGGCUAUAAUCUGCUGACGUUCUUCAUUCUGUACAACAAUCUGAUACCCAUAUCGCUGCAGGUCACCCUGGAAUUGGUGCGUUUUCUACAGGCUAUCUUCAUCAACUAUGACAUUGAGAUGUAUCACGAGGAGUCCAAUAUGCCGGCCAGUGCGCGCACCUCUAAUCUCAACGAAGAGCUUGGCCUGAUUAAGUAUAUCUUUUCGGACAAAACGGGCACGCUGACACGGAACGUGAUGGCUUUCAAGAAGUGCUCCAUAGCAAAGCGCAUUUACGAGCCCGAACGCACGCCCGAGGAAUCGGACCUGGUGCAGAAUAUACUUAGGAGGCAGGAAUCCUCCAAGGACAUUGAGGACUUUCUGGUACUAUUGUCCGUGUGCCAUACGGUGAUACCAGAAAAAAAGGAGGAUGGCACCAUUAUCUAUCAUGCCGCUAGUCCUGAUGAGCGUGCUCUGGUCGAUGGUGCACGAAAGUUUGGCUACAUUUUCGACACACGCACGCCUGACUAUGUGGAGAUAAAUGCAUUGGGGAAGCGUAUGCGCUUCCAGGUACUGAAUGUACUCGAAUUUACGUCGACACGGAAACGGAUGUCGGUCAUUGUGCGAACGCCAGAGGGUAAAAUAAAGCUCUUCACCAAGGGCGCCGAUUCAGUUAUAUACGAGCGUCUCUCGCCGCGUGAUCAGUCAUACCGGGAGACAACUUUGCAGCAUUUAGAGGAGUUCGCCUCCGAGGGCUUGCGCACGCUGUGCUUGGCCGUGGCCGACAUUGAUGAAGAAGUGUACCGGGAAUGGAGCCAGACACACCACAAGGCGUCGAUAGCAUUGCAGUAUCGCGUCAGCAAGCUGGAAGAUGCCGCAAAUUUAAUCGAGACCAAUCUUCGUCUGCUAGGCGCAACUGCAAUUGAGGACAAAUUACAGGAUGGCGUGCCGGAGACCAUAUCCGCCCUGCUGGAAGCAGGCAUAUACAUUUGGGUUUUGACCGGGGACAAGCAGGAAACGGCCAUCAACAUUGGUUACUCGUGCAAACUGAUCACACACACCAUGGACAUUAUCAUACUCAACGAGGGCAGUCUGGACGCCACUCGUGAUGUCAUUCUGCGGCACAUUGGCGAGUUUAAGAGCUCCUCGGUCAAGGAUGCGAAUGUGGCGCUCGUCAUCGAUGGCAAGACCCUGAAGUAUGCAUUGACCUGUGACCUGCGCGGCGAUUUCCAGGAGUUGUGCCUAAUUUGCCGCGUCGUCAUCUGCUGUCGCGUUUCGCCCAUCCAAAAGGCCGAGGUGGUCGAGAUGGUUACGCAAAGCACCAAGGCGGUUACCCUGGCCAUUGGCGACGGUGCCAACGAUGUGGCCAUGAUACAAAAGGCAAGUGUUGGCAUUGGCAUUUCGGGUGUGGAAGGUCUGCAGGCAUCCUGCGCCUCUGACUACUCGAUUGCCCAGUUUCGAUAUUUGCGUCGCUUGAUUCUCGUCCAUGGCGCCUGGAAUUAUGCACGCAUCAGCAAGCUGAUCCUCUACAGUUUCUACAAAAAUGUCUGCUUAUAUGUCAUUGAGCUCUGGUUCGCCCUCUACUCGGGCUGGUCGGGACAAAUUCUGUUUGAGCGCUGGACCAUUGGCCUGUAUAACGUUGUCUUCACCGCCAUGCCCCCAUUUGCAAUUGGCCUCUUUGAGAAGUUCUGCACGGCCGACACAAUGCUUAAGUAUCCGCUGCUGUAUAAACCCUCGCAGAAUGCCAAACUCUUUAAUGUGCGAGUCUUUUGGAUUUGGAUUUUCAAUGCUUUGCUGCACUCGGUCUUUCUCUUCUGGCUGCCGCUGUUCGCAUUCCAGGAGGAAGCAAUUUGGGGGGAUGGCAAAACCAGUGACUAUCUGCUGCUGGGCAACAUGGUCUAUACGUAUGUUAUUGUAACCGUUUGCUUGAAAGCCGGACUCAUCACCAGCUCCUGGACCUGGCUAACGCAUGCCGCCAUUUGGGGCUCAAUUCUGCUCUGGUUUGUGUUUGUUCUGAUAUAUAGCCACAUUUGGCCAGGAUUGAGCUUUGCGAGCAACUUUGCCGGCAUGGACUCUCAACUACUGUCGACGCCCGUCUUUUGGUUUGGUUUGGUGCUGGUGCCCAUCGCCAGCUUGCUGAUCGAUGUCAUCUGUAAGCUAAUACAUAAUACCGUUUUCAAGUCGCUCACCGAGGCUGUGCGUGAGUCGGAAAUACAGCGUCACGAUCCCUCACAGGUGAUGGAAGAGUCGCGCUCCUCAUUCACUGAAACUGCGAGAUUGCUACGCAAUGUUUUCACCCGUCGUGCCAACACAAGAGUCGAAACGGAACUAGAAUUAUCGCAUGGCUAUGCAUUUUCCCAAGAGGAAGGCGGUGCUGUGCCGCAAUCUAUAGUUAUACGCGCCUAUGACACGAAUUUGCCCAAACCAGAGGGCAAUUGAGAACCUCUCGAGAGAUAAGUAAAAAUAACGGCAGCUAUUGUAUUUAUGGCUAUGCAUUAGUUAAAGCAACACCUGAAACUUAUGAAAGCUUAUGUAUGUAAAAGGGCCAAAGAAUAAAAUCAUUUAAACAUAUAUAUUAAGCAUACUAAAUAAACAAAAAACAAGAAAAUAACAAUGUUAACUGAAACUUUUGUGAAAUCACACACUCUUUUUCUGGUAUUAUUGCAUCAAUAUAUUCUAAAUGUGUCUUACAUUACUAUUUUUUUUAUAUAUGUUGCAUAUGAUAACUUAAAUGUGUAUGUGUGUCCUAACUGUUAAUUAUUUUUUAAGUCAGAAACUCUUAAAUAAAGCCGUUAGAAGCAUUUGAUUA